GAGUUUGAGGGAAGGUGGCCCAGACAGAUAGUCUCUUCUAUGGGACUAUGUCGGUUUGGAAGUAGAAUUGAUUGCUGCUGGGGCUGGGCUCGGCAGUCAUGGGGCCAAUGCCAACCUUUCUACGUCUUAAGGCAGAGAAUAGCCAGAAUAAGGUGCCAGCCCAAAGCUAUAUGUCAGCCUAGAUGCAAACAUGGUGAAUGUAUUGGACCAAACAAAUGCAAAUGCCUCCCAGGAUAUACUGGCAAAACCUGCAACCAAGCUGAGCACCUGUAUACAACGCCAACUGAGAGGCCCAAUGAACCACCUCUAUUCCGCCCCCUGGAUCAUCAUGCAACAAAUAUACCUUCAAGGGAUCUAAAUGAGUGUGGAUUAAAGCCUCGGCCAUGCAAACACCGAUGCAUGAAUACCUAUGGAAGCUACAAAUGCUAUUGUCUGAAUGGGUACAUGCUUAUGCCGGAUGGAUCGUGUUCUAAUGCUCUUUCUUGUUCAAUGGCAAACUGUCAGUAUGGCUGUGAUGUAGUAAAAGGAGAAGUACGCUGCCGCUGUCCUUCUCCAGGUUUGCAGCUAGGGCCUGAUGGCAGAACCUGUAUAGAUGUUGAUGAAUGUGCUACUGGGAGAAUUGUCUGUCCCAGAUUCAGGAAAUGUGUUAAUACUUUUGGAAGCUACAUCUGCAAGUGUCAUAAAGGCUUUGACCUGAUAUAUAUUGGAGGCAAAUACCAAUGCCACGAUAUAGAUGAAUGCUCAAUUGGCCAGUAUCAGUGUGGCAGCUUUUCGCGUUGUUACAAUACGCAGGGAACCUACAAGUGUAAAUGUAAAGAAGGAUACAGAGGUGAUGGAAUAAACUGCCUGCCUGUUCCUAAAGUUAUGAUUGAACCAUCUCGUCCAUAUAGUAUAUUCAAGGGCAAUACUACUCUUCCAAAGGGCAGCAAUGGUAUGACCAAUAGGAUUCCUGAUAUCGGAGGUACAAGACCACCUUUGAGACCACCAUUUAUACCAGCUAUUGUUACAGCAAGGCCUACAUCCAAACCAACACUAAGACCUACCCUAAAACCAACAUCUUGGCCUACGCCCAAGCCAACUACUAGGUUUGUAUCAAAGCCGGUGACAACAAAACCACCACUUCUGAAGCCAGCAACAAGGCCUCCACCACCUUCUCCACCUACAACACCAAAGCCUGCACCAACAGCAAGAACCCCGCCAUUAACAACUAAAGACUCUUCCCUUGUUCCCACUGAAACUACCUCUCCUCAAGGAAUUACAGUUGAUAACAGUAUACAAAUAGAACCACAGAAACCAAGAGGGGACGUGUUUAUACCACGCCAGCCUGGAGUGAGCAAUAAUCUGUUUGAAAUAUUUGAAAUUGAAAGAGGGAUUAGUGCAGAUGAGGAUGAAGCAAACGAUGAUCCAGGUAUUCUGGUGCACAGCUGUAACUUUGAUGAUGGUUUGUGUGGAUGGAUCAAGGAUAAAGAUGAUGAUUUGCACUGGGAACCAGUUAGAGAUCCAUCAGGUGGACAGUAUGUGACUAUCUCUAAACCCAAAGGCAAAGAGGGAAAAGUAGCACGUCUAAUCUUGCCACUUGGCCAGUUAGCUCAUUCAGGAGACUUGUGUCUGUCCUUUAGACAUAAGGUAGCUGGACUACAUUCUGGUGUACUCCAAGUGUUUUUAAGAAAAAAUGGUGUGCAUGGUCCAGCAGUUUGGGGAAGAAAUGGAGGCCAUGGCUGGAGACAAACACAAAUAACUUUGCAAGAUUCGGGCAUCAAAAGUGUUAUUUUCAAAGGUGAAAAGGAGAAAGGAAGGACUGGGGACAUUGGGUUAGAUGAUGUGAGCUUGAGGAAAGGCCGCUGCCCUGAAGAACAUUAGCCACAGCACUGGACUGGCAAAGAACAUACAUGAAUUCUCUUCCUUAGUCCCAUCAAAUUAAAAGAAAACUCUGGGCCAAAAUGGAAAAUAUGGACAGUGAUCACCUCAUUAACCUGCGUUGUGCAACCCCAGUAAAACUCCAUGCUAAUACUGGGUAUAUUCUUUGUCCCUGAUCAUGCAUUAUGUGGUAAAGUUAUCAUGCACCAUGCCUAAGAGAUGCUCAUAUUUAAAUAGGUAGGAGGGCCCAAGUACGGCUAUAUGAGAUCUUUAACUCACAGUGGUAUUAUUAACUGUUGUACUGUGUUUUGCCACACUGCUGCCAUUACACUGAUAACAAUA
This is a messenger RNA of Pelodiscus sinensis (Chinese soft-shelled turtle), 2199 nucleotides long. It is a transcript of the gene NPNT, whose product is annotated as nephronectin. Gene Ontology annotation, cellular component: membrane. Gene Ontology annotation, molecular function: calcium ion binding. NCBI's taxonomy places the organism in Eukaryota, Metazoa, Chordata, Testudines, Trionychidae. The record is from RefSeq and is a predicted model, not a curated record.